Hyla sarda is the source of this 4761-nucleotide messenger RNA. RefSeq names its product mucin-2-like. The coding region runs from base 1 to 4761 and encodes 1586 amino acids. The record is from RefSeq and is a predicted model, not a curated record. Lineage: Eukaryota; Metazoa; Chordata; Amphibia; Anura; Hylidae. The transcript has 13 exons.
AUGUCACCCUCAUCGAAUAAAUCAGCAUCAAGUCCUCCUACAAAAAACACAGAACCACUAAGAGUAACAAUUACAAACAAAAAUUUUACUGAGAGUCUUAAUAACAGGAGUUCUAAAGAGUACAAUGAAACGGCUGCACGUUUUAAAAACGAGUUUUAUGAAAAACUGAAGAAACUCUUCCCCAACCUAGUAGGCAUUGAAAAUAUUACAUUUUCGAGUGGAUCAGUGAUUGCCGACAUGCUGCUGGUGUUUGAGAAUGGGACAACAGUUCCUCUACCUGGAGAAUUGAUUGAGAAAAUAUAUGAAGCUCUGAAAAAUGAUUCUACUUUGGGUGACCUACAACUGGAUCCUGCUAGUGUACAAUCUGAAGAGCCUCCAACAACUACAGAGCAACCAACAACUACAGAGCCUCCAACAACUACAGAACCAACAACUAAGAAGCCAACAACUACAGAACUAACAACAACUACAGAGCCAACAACUACAAAGCCAACAACGACUACAAAGCCAACAACAACUACAGAGCCAACAAUAACUACAAAGCCAACAACAACUACAGAGCCAACAAUAACUACAAAGCCAACAACAACUACAGAACCAACAACAACUACAGAGCCAGCAACAACUACAGAGUCUCCUUCCACCGCUGAAAUAACAACCUCAGAACCAAUAACCACAAGAGAAUCUACAACAGCUGCCAUGGAACGUCUUACAACUGCAAAAUACCCUACAAAUACAACAUCUUCUGCUGAGAGGAGUACAAUGUCACCCUCAUCGAAUAAAUCAGCAUCAAGUCCUCCUAAAAAAAACACAGAACCACUAAGAGUAACAAUUACAAACAGAAAUUUUAGUGAGAGUCUUAAUAACAGGAGUUCUAAAGAGUACAAUGAAACGGCUGCACGUUUUAAAAACGAGUUUUAUGAAAAACUGAAGAAACUCUUCCCCAACCUAGUAGGCAUUGAAAAUAUUACAUUUUCGAGUGGAUCAGUGAUUGCCGACAUGCUGCUGGUGUUUGAGAAUGGGACAACAGUUCCUCUACCUAGAGAAUUGAUUGAGAAAAUAUAUGAAGCUCUGAAAAAUGAUUCUACUUUGGGUGACCUACAACUGGAUCCUGCUAGUACAGAGCCAACAACAACUACAGAGCCAACAACAACUACACAGCCAACAACAACUACACAGUCAACAACAACUACAAAGCCCCCAACAACUACAGAGCCAACAACUACAGAGCAAACAACAACUACAGAGCCACCAACAACUAGAAAGCCAACAACAACUACAGAGCCAACAACAACUACAGAGCCAACAACAACUACACAGCCAACAACAACUACAGAGCCAACAACAACUACAGAGCUAACAACAACUACAGAGCCAACAACAACCACAGAGCCUCCAACAACUACAGAGCAACCAACAACUACAGAGCCUCCAACAACUACAGAACCAACAACUAAGAAGCCAACAACUACAGAACUAACAACAACUACAGAGCCAACAACUACAAAGCCAACAACGACUACAAAGCCAACAACAACUACAGAGCCAACAAUAACUACAAAGCCAACAACAACUACAGAGCCAACAAUAACUACAAAGCCAACAACAACUACAGAACCAACAACAACUACAGAGCCAGCAACAACUACAGAGUCUCCUUCCACCGCUGAAAUAACAACCUCAGAACCAAUAACCACAAGAGAAUCUACAACAGCUGCCAUGGAACGUCUUACAACUGCAAAAUACCCUACAAAUACAACAUCUUCUGCUGAGAGGAGUACAAUGUCACCCUCAUCGAAUAAAUCAGCAUCAAGUCCUCCUAAAAAAAACACAGAACCACUAAGAGUAACAAUUACAAACAGAAAUUUUAGUGAGAGUCUUAAUAACAGGAGUUCUAAAGAGUACAAUGAAACGGCUGCACGUUUUAAAAACGAGUUUUAUGAAAAACUGAAGAAACUCUUCCCCAACCUAGUAGGCAUUGAAAAUAUUACAUUUUCGAGUGGAUCAGUGAUUGCCGACAUGCUGCUGGUGUUUGAGAAUGGGACAACAGUUCCUCUACCUAGAGAAUUGAUUGAGAAAAUAUAUGAAGCUCUGAAAAAUGAUUCUACUUUGGGUGACCUACAACUGGAUCCUGCUAGUGUACAAUCUGAAGGUGAAAAAAUAAAAACAACUACUGCUGCUCCAAUAACGACUGCUAUAACAACAACCACACAACUAACAACUACACAACCUACAACAAUGGAGACUACAACAACUACAGAGUCAACAACAACCACACUGCCUCCAACAACUACAAAGCCCCCAACAACUACAGAGCCAACAACAACUACAGAGCAAACAACAACUACAGAGCCAGAAACAACUACAGAGCCAACAACAACUACAGAGCCAACAACAACUACACAGCCAACAACAACUACACAGCCAACAACAACUACAAAGCCCCCAACAACUACAGAGCCAACAACUACAGAGCAAACAACAACUACAGAGCCACCAACAACUAGAAAGCCAACAACAACUACAGAGCCAACAACAACUACAGAGCCAACAACAACUAGAAAGCCAACAACAACUACACAGCCAACAACAACCACACUGCCUCCAACAACUACAAAGCCCCCAACAACUACAGAGCCAACAACAACUACAGAGCAAACAACAACUACAGAGCCACCAACAACUAGAAAGCCAACAACAACUACAGAGCCAACAACAACUACAGAGCCAACAACAACUACACAGCCAACAACAACUACAGAGCCAACAACAACUACACAGCCAACAACAACUACAGAGCCAACAACAACCACAGAGCCACCAACAACUACAGAGCAACCAACAACUACAGAGCCUCCAACAACUACAGAACCAACAACUAAGAAGCCAACAACUACAGAACUAACAACAACUACAGAGCCAACAACAACUACAAAGCCAACAACGACUACAAAGCCAACAACAACUACAGAGCCAACAAUAACUACAAAGCCAACAACAACUACAGAGCCAACAAUAACUACAAAGAGUGGAUCAGUGAUUGCCGACAUGCUGCUGGUGUUUGAGAAUGGGACAACAGUUCCUCUACCUAGAGAAUUGAUUGAGAAAAUAUAUGAAGCGCUGAAAAACGAUUCUACUUUGGGUGACUUACAACUGGAUCCUGCUAGUGUAGAAUCUGAAGGUGAAAAAAUAAAUACAACUACUGCUGCUCCAAUAACGACUGCUAUAACAACAACCACACAACUAACAACUACACAACCUACAACAAUGGAGACUACAACAAGUACAGAGUCAACAACAACCACACUGCCUCCAACAACUACAAAGCCACCAACAACCACAGAGCCACCAACAACUACUGAGCAAACAACAACUACAGAGCCAACAACAACUACAGAGCCAACAACAACCACAGAGCCACCAACAACUACAGAGCCUCCAACAACUACAGAGCCUCCAACAACUACAAAGCCACCAACAACCACAGAGCCAACAACAACUACAGAGCCAACAACAACCACAGAGCCACCAACAACUACAGAGCCUCCAACAACUACAGAGCCUCCAACAACUACAAAGCCACCAACAACCACAGAGCCAACAACAACUACAGAGCAAACAACAACUACAGAGCCAACAACAACUACAGAGCAAACAACAACUACAGAGCCUCCAACAACUACAGAGCCACCAACAACUACAGAGCCUCCAACAACUACAGAGCCUCCAACAACUACAGAGCCACCAACAACCACAGAGCCACCAACAACUACAGAGCCAACAACAACUACAGAGCCACCAACAACUACAGAGCUAACAACAACUACAGAGCCAACAACAACUACACAGCCAACAACAACUACAGAGCCAACAACAACUACACAGCCAACAACAACUACAGAGCCAACAACAAUUACACAGCCAACAACAACUACAGAGCCACCAACAACUACAGAGCCAACAACAACUACAGAACCACCAACUACUACAGAGCCAACAACAACUACAGAGCCACCAACAACUACAGAGCCAUCAACAACUACAGAGCCAACAACAACUACAGAGCCAACAACAACUACAGAGCCAACAACAACUACACAGCCAACAACAACUACACAGCCAACAACAACUACAGAGCCAACAACAACUACACAGCCAACAACAACUACAGAGCCAACAACAACUACACAGCCACCAACAACUACAGAGCCACCAACAACUACAGAGCCAACAACAACUACAGAACCACCAACUACUACAGAGCCUCCAACAACUACAGAGCCACCAACAACUACAGAGCUAACAACAACUACAGAGCCAACAACAACUACACAGCCAACAACAACUACAGAGCCACCAACAACUACAGAGCUAACAACAACUACAGAUCCAACAACAACUACAGGAGCCAACAACAACCACAGUGCCUCCAACAACUACAGAGCCUCCAACAACUACAGAGCCUCCAACAACUACAGAGCCUCCAACAACCACAGUGCCUCCAACAACUACAGAGCCUCCAACAACAACAGAGCCUCCAACAACUACAGAGCCUCCAACAACUACAGAGCCAACAACGACUACAGAGCCAACAACAACUACAGGGCAAACUACAACUACAGAGCCUCCAACAACUACAGAGCAAACAACAACUACAGGGCCAACUACAACUACAAAGCCACCAACAACUACAGAACCAACAACCACAAAGCCACCAACAACUACAGAACCAACAACCACAAAGCCUCCAAAAACUACUGA